AUGCCCAUCAGCAAGAAAGCAAGAAUCCAGCGCGAGCACAGGGCCGCCGAAAAGGCCGGCACUCGCAUCCCUCACAAGCCGAAUGGUCUCCCUGUCAAGCCUCCCAAGCCCACAUCAAUCUGCCAAAACUGUCGCAAGGAGAUUGUCAACACCAACAAGACCCAGCUUGAGGUUCACGCUGGCACCCAUGACGCCAAGCUCUGGCCCAAGGAGAAGUGCUGGCCAAACGACUUCCCUGCGGCUUAG
This is a messenger RNA of Colletotrichum graminicola M1.001, 246 nucleotides long. RefSeq lists its product as uncharacterized. The transcript has 3 exons. The coding region runs from base 1 to 246 and encodes 81 amino acids. Lineage: Eukaryota; Fungi; Ascomycota; Sordariomycetes; Glomerellales; Glomerellaceae. The record is from RefSeq and is a predicted model, not a curated record.